Molecule: messenger RNA, 1062 nt
Organism: Emiliania huxleyi CCMP1516
Lineage: Eukaryota; Haptophyta; Isochrysidales; Noelaerhabdaceae
Exons: 4
Coding region: 1-1062 (353 amino acids)
Source: RefSeq, a predicted model, not a curated record
AUGGGAUAUUGCCCGUCUGUGCCGGAGGACAUCCAGCACUACUGCUGCGCCUCGUGCGCGGGCGCAUCAUACGACUCCCUCCGGGACUCGCGCAAAGGAGGGAGUCGCGAUAGGGGGUCCGGCGACGGCUGCAGCAACGACGAUCAGUGCUUGUCUGGCGCGUGUCGCGACUGGAGCAACUUUGACAAGCGCUGCUGCCCGCACGGCCACGGCAACAGGUGGGACCAGUGCGGCAACCUCCCCUCAGGCAGCGCGUGCAAGAACUGGGAUGGUUCCCAGUGCCAGAGCGGCCGCUGUCACGACUGGACCUGCACCAGGGCCAAUAGAGAGAAUGGCGAGAGUUGCGGCGCUGACGGGGAGUGCUUGUCUGGCGCGUGUCGCGACUGGAGCAACUUUGACAAGCGCUGCUGCCCGCAUGGCCACGGUAACAGGUGGGACCAGUGCGGCAACCUCCCCUCAGGCAGCGCGUGCAAGAACUGGGAUGGUUCCCAGUGCCAGAGCGGAUGGUGCCACGACUGGACCUGCACCACGGGCACUAAACAGACCGGCGAGAGUUGCGGCGCUGACGGGGAGUGCUUGUCUGGCGCGUGUCGCGACUGGACUAACUUUGACAAGCGCUGCUGCCCGCACGGCCACGGCAACAGGUGGGACCAGUGCGGCAACCUCCCCUCAGGCAGCCCGUGCAAGAACUGGGAUGGCUCGUCCUUGCUGCUUUACUUCUCUUUCCUGACACAGAGGUGCUUGGGCGCUGGAGCCGGCAAAUGCAUCGAUGGCAAGUGCAGGCAUGGUGCGCCAUGCGAGGUCUGCAGGGUCGACGGCCUCACUCCGCGCCACUCGGACUGCGGAGACGGCCUCUGCAACUAUGAACCGGGGUGGUUCUUUGGCUUUUUUGGUUCCGGCCGGUGCGAUUCGUUGCCCCCUUACUUCUGCCUCGGUAUCGACGACGUCGAGUACUGCGCCGCUGACAGCAAUGUCGGCCACGGCCGCCGGGAGUACCACGGCGACAACCAUCACACAGUCGAAUUUCCAAAUGGGGAGAUCGAGGCGUGGAUUUCCUGCUAA